Messenger RNA from Rhododendron vialii, 1807 nucleotides. Its product is annotated as 7-deoxyloganetic acid glucosyl transferase-like. The transcript is spliced from 2 exons. NCBI's taxonomy places the organism in Eukaryota, Viridiplantae, Streptophyta, Magnoliopsida, Ericales, Ericaceae. Gene Ontology annotation, molecular function: UDP-glycosyltransferase activity. The record is from RefSeq and is a predicted model, not a curated record. Bases 178 to 1626 code for a protein of 482 amino acids.
UAUCAUUAUUGGACAAAAUAUGUGGUAGGUAUGUGAUCAAAAUUAUCACAUGGUCCCUGCUUCAUCCACACCAGUUUCUUAUCCAUUCCCAAGCAUCACUGCAUCAGAGCUACUGAACCAUUUCAAUCUUCAGUGCAUCAAAAGAUCCAAUUUUGGGAUCCGAAAAGUACUUGAACCAUGGAUGAUCAAGAAACAGAGGUCCCUCCUCCCCACGUGCUCAUCUUCCCUUACCCGGAACAGGGCCACGUCAACCCCAUGCUCAAGUUAGCCGAGCUUCUCUGCCACGCCGGCCUCCACGUCACCUUCCUAGUCACCCACUUCAUCCACCGCCGUCUCCUCCGCAACAGCACCGCCCUGAUCUCGCGGUUAACCCGCUACUCCGGGUUCCGAUUCGAAGCCAUUCCGGACGGGUUACCCGAAGACGACCUGCGUUCGGGUAAUAGAGUCAUGGAGCUGUUCCGUUCGUUCAGAGCUACGGCAAAACCACUUCUCAGAGAACUGCUGGGAUCCGAUGGAAGAAAGGAUUGGGGCUUGGGUCGAAAGCGGGCAUCUUGCAUCAUAGCCGAUGGUUUAUUGAGUUUCGCCAUUGACGUCGGUGAAGAGUUUGGGAUCCCGGUCAUCAUUUUCCGGACCACCAGCGCUUGUGCCUUUUGGGCCUUCUUGUGUGGCCCCAAACUCAUUGAAGCCGGUGAAAUUCCCUUUCAAGGGAACAAUAUGGAUGCACCUAUAAAAUGCGUACCCGGUAUGGAUGGUUUUCUUCGACAGCGUGACCUCCCAAGUAUCUAUCGCGUUAGAGACGCAGCUAAUCAGGACUUGCAAAUACUUUUGAGUGAAACCCUACAAAUUACUCGAGCACGAGCUCUGAUACUCAACACGUUUGAAGAUUUGGAAGGAUCUGUACUUGCUCCGAUACGUUCUCAAUGUCCACAAGUUUAUACCGUGGGGCCACUCCACGCACACCUUAAGGUAAGACUUGCUUCAUCGAGUUCUUCAAAUGGUUUGUGGGAAGAAGAUACAAGUUGUAUGGCAUGGCUUGAUGCACAACCGCCAAAAUCUGUAAUCUACGUAAGUUUUGGAAGCAUUAUAAUGAUGGCAAAGGACCAGCUAAUGGAAUUUUUGCAUGGUCUGGUAUGUAGUGAGAAACGAUUCUUGUUGGUCAUUCGACCAGAUUCUGUGAUGAUGGGGAAAGAUUGGGUAAGUCAUUUACCGACCGAGAUAUUGGAGGGAACGAGGGAAAGAGGUUGCAUAAUUGGAUGGGCUCCACAAGAAGAGGUCUUAGGUCACAAAUCUAUUGGCGGAUUCAUAACUCAUAGUGGGUGGAAUUCGACGCUGGAGAGCAUCGUAAUCGGAGUACCAAUGAUUUGUUGGCCAUAUUUUGGUGACCAACAAGUUAAUAGUAGGUUUGUGGGAGAGGUAUGGAAACUUGGAUUGGAUAUGAAAGAUACUUGUGAUCGGGGCAUAAUAGAGACAAUGAUCAGAGAUCUCAUGGAUGUACGGAGAGAAGAAUUUCAACAUUCGUCUGAUAAGAUUGCGAAAUUGGCUAAAAAUGCUGUUGCCGAAGGUGGGUCAUCAUACUGUAAUUUGGAUUGUCUGAUUAAAGAUAUAAGGUCGAUGGGUGUCGAUUAAGUGCAUGUAUAUUUGGUUUGUAAGAAAUUAAAAUAAUUUAGUCUUAUCAUCAGGAAAAUUCAAACACUGUUAUAAGUGCAGCAUCAUACAUUUAGUAUUUAGCCCUCCAUGAACUUUAAAAUACUUGCAAGUAUUUGCAAGUGGUGUUUGAGAUUUAUGAAAUAAAUUUAUUUGAAAUUCA